Sardina pilchardus (European sardine) is the source of this 2987-nucleotide messenger RNA. RefSeq names its product PDZ domain-containing protein 7-like. Lineage: Eukaryota; Metazoa; Chordata; Actinopteri; Clupeiformes; Clupeidae. The transcript is spliced from 15 exons. Gene Ontology annotation, cellular component: cilium; stereocilium tip; plasma membrane. The record is from RefSeq and is a predicted model, not a curated record. Gene Ontology annotation, biological process: sensory perception of sound; auditory receptor cell stereocilium organization. Gene Ontology annotation, molecular function: protein binding. The coding region runs from base 1 to 2613 and encodes 870 amino acids.
AUGGCGCACUCGUCUGGCUCGGCCCCUCGGAAGCCCGUGACCUCCGCACAGGGGUCACACGCGGCCCCUCCCACAGUGGUGCGCAAGCAGCAGCAGCAGCAUCUGCGGAGUCGCCGUAGCGACCGCUCAACCUCGCCCAUGGGUCGCGUCAUCGUCAUCCACUCUCCAGAGGAGGGCGGUGCGGAGAGCGAGGACAUCCACACGGUGACGGUGGACAAGAGCACGGACGGGCGGCUGGGCUUCAGCGUGAGGGGCGGCUCUGAGCACGGCCUCAGCAUCUUCGUCAGCAAGGUGGAGGACAACAGCUCUGCAGCAAACGCAGGUCUGCGUGUGGGGGAUAAGCUGGUGGAGGUGAAUGGCGUGAGCCUGGAAAACAUCACCAUGAGCAGUGCCGUGAAGGUUCUCACGGGGAACCAGCGGCUCCGUAUGGUGGUCCGGCGCGUGGGGAAGGUGCCCGGGAUCCGUUACUCCAAGGAGAAGACCACCUGGGUGGAUCUGAUCCACCGGCGGAUGGUGGUGGAGGAGGGUGGAUCGACGCCGUCGGAGUCGAGUGGGGACAGCGCCCUCCGCAGGAUCGUGCACAUCUUCACCACCUCCGACGACAGCUGCCUCGGAUUCAACAUCCGCGGGGGCAACGAGUUCGGCCUCGGCAUCUACAUCUCAAAACUGGACCCCGGUGGUUUGGCGGAGCAGAAUGGCAUCAAGAUGGGCGACCAGAUCCUGGCAGCCAACGGCGUCAGCUUCCUGGACAUCAGCCACAGCCAGGCGGUGGAGGUGCUCAAGAGCCACACACACGUCAUGCUCACCAUCAAGGAAGCUGGGAGAUUUCCGGCCUAUAAGGAGAUGGUGGCAGAGUACAGUUGGCUCAAUCAAUCUCGCCAGUCGUCCUCCCAGGGUUCGGACUCCAUGUCCACGGCCUCCUCACUCUCCUCCGGCACCCCCCUCAGCUCCCUCAGUGGUCUCUCCCAGAUGCUGCUAGCUUCAGCCGGGGAGAGAGUGGAAGCCUCCAUGCAGACGGAGGUGGCGGGGGGGUCCAGUGUGCGCAGCCGGGGUCCCCUGGAGCUGCUGCAGGACACGCUGAUCGGAAGCGGAGGCAGCAGCAGGUCUGGGAGCAGGAGCGCGGGCGAGUCCAGGAAGAACUCUCUCCUGAUGGCGCUCAGCCGGCCCAGUCCACCAAUCAGACGCACGCAGAGUCACAUGACCGAGACUCAGAGGAAGCAGAAGAAGCAGCAGGAGAAGGAGCGAGCGGCGGAGGAGAGCCCUACAGCCCUGCAGCGCUCCAAGACCUUCGUCAACUCGCUGUUCCGCGGCGUGCGCCGCAGAGACACCUCCAGGGGGCGCUCCAAGUCCCCCGCAGGUAAAGAGAAGGCUGGGCGUCGUGUCCCUGACGCUGAUGCCCUGGCUGCGUUGGCAUCGGUGGAAGACAUGUCCUGGAGACUGCUGGGAGAGGAUGAAGUGGCUGCCAUCAUGACACUCUGUGGAAGAUAUCUGACCGAUGGUAUUGUGGAGAAUCUAGUGCGCCAUCUGCUGGCCAUCCUUGACCGGCCGGAGAAGCUGCUCUUGCUGCGGGAGGUCAGACUACUGAUCCCCGUGGCCGAACUGGAGCUGUUCAACAGUCUGGUGAAGCCCUUUGAGCAGGAGGCCUACGACAUCCUCAAGUGCCGCUCAACGCGCUCCCCUCCUCUGCGUUCUCCGCAGUGUGGCCGGACUCCACGGCGCCAGCUCAUCACACCUGUUCCAGAUUUUCAUGGUGGAUUUGAGCUGCAACGGGCGGAGGAUGUGGAGCGAGAGAACCAGCUGAUGGAGGAGCUCCACCGUCUAAAGCUCUCCCGGGCCCAGGAGUCGCCGGAUCUCCCCCACACCACCAGAGCCUUCACCCCCCUCCUGGACGUCCCCGUGGACUUCUACUACGCCUCGGCCCCCACUGUCCGCAGCCGAGCCGACCCCCCGCUCCCCAACUGGCUGCUGGCCGAGAGCGCCAACACCACCUACCCCCGCCUGCUGGAGAAUGGCUCGGUCCAGUCCAUCCACGGUGAUGGGGAGAAGGGUCAUACGAACAUCGAGAGGGGGAGGAUGCCGUUCAGGACUGGGGGAAAGGACAGGAUCAAAGAGGAGAGCGAGAGAGAGGAGGAGGAGGAAGAGGAGGAAGAGCUAGUGUUUACGGUGGGUAAUGCACCCAAGUACAGAAGGCCACUGCUGUCGGAGGUGUUCAAGGUUCAGGAGAGCUCUGACUCAGACUCGAUGGCGCCCCCUGUGGUCUCGGUGAGAGAGAGGCAGCUAAACGGGCAGCAACAGAACAGAGCAGCGGCGUGUGAACUGGACCACGAGUUCCACACGGUGUGCAUCUCCAAGACCAAGCAGUCUUUAGGGAUCAGUAUUUCUGGAGGAGUGGAGUCCAAAGUGCAGCCGGUGGUGAAGAUCGAGAAGAUUUUCCCAGGAGGAGCAGCCUCCACCAGUGAAUUCCUCAAGGCGGGCUAUGAGCUGGUGUCGGUGGACGGCGUGUCCCUGGCCGGGGUGACCCAUCAGCGGGCAGUGGACAUCAUCCGGCAGGCCUUCAGCCACAAGGCCAAGGACCCCAUGGAGCUCGUGGUCAAAGUCCCCAAGGGCCGCUGAGCAGCAGCCUUGGACAGGCGUCAUACUGUACACACACCACCCACCUGGACCAGCAGGCUGACGGGCCAGACCAGAACAGACCACAGACCGCAGGAGACUCUGGCAGGACGACGUUAAUGGAGGAAAGCCCCACAGAGAAACCAUACCAAUGGCUGACUAGCAAAUGUCAGGGUUGGCGCUCUAGAAACAGAGAGAGAGAGAUUUGGGGAAACCGAGAUGAGAGUUUUCGUAUGUAUCUCGAAGUCAGUGAAUAUGGAUCUGAAGACGGCUGCAGCUCCUUUGUUGCCUAUGUUAUGUAUGGUGAGGAUGGUGCAGCUGUGUGGGACUGCAGCACACACUGAGCUUUAAGUGUUCGGUGACCAAGGGCUACUGAA